UGCUGGGUUUUUACUCGCUGAUUCAUCGAGCAUGUGCGAGCGAGUUGCCGCAGUUGCAUUAGUGUUGCAGACGUUGCAGCACCUCAGUGUAACGGCUGCGCAGGCUGCUUAGUACAACCUGUGGGAGGCCGAGCGCUGGACAUGUGUUCACCUGCCUGCAUCUCGUAGUCGUGGAGACGCACUGCUGCGUCCAGUCGGGCAUCACUUUCGAGCUUGGGCUGCAGCCGUUGUUUCGUCGUGUGUGUUUCACUAGCCGAUGACAUGGAACCUGAGUCCACAGGGGUCGGCGGCAUGGCAAGUGCAAUCCAAUCCCUGGAUUCUACGCGGCUGCUGCUCAUGGCCGAAAAUUUACUUGGCAAGCUCAAAUCUCGGGGCGUGGACCUACAAGCGCCCUGCAGCGACACCCUCGGCAAAACCAAGUGCUGGCUAAGGUGGCACCUGCCCGCUUUGAAUGAUGUUCUCUGGAAAGUCUUCAUGCAGGUCGUGGAACAUGCACCCGGUGUGUUCACGCUGAGCAGCUUUCGAGGCGCCGAUGUGGACACGGUACGAACGGACGCCUCUUUGCUGGACGGCGCUCUCCUCGUGUAUCGGCUGCUCGAGAACCACGGGUGCAUCAAGCGCCUUGUCCUGGGCGUCACGGCGGUUCCGCUCUGGCACUUUCCUUCACUGCUCGGCCGCGCGCUGGAAGCCAGCCGAGGUCUUGUUGAGGUUGCGGGACACCCUGUCGACAAGACCGUACCAUGGCGUGAAACGUGCCAGUGUAGGGUUUUGGCUCGUGCAUUGGGCAAGCUGUCGCCUGGGUUCAACUGCUUAGACGUCACGUCACUGAAACUUGACCACGUAGCAGCCGAGUACAUCGCCGACGGAAUUACGAAGAGCAACCUGCGGCGCCUGCACCUGUGCAACGAAAUGUCACCCAGUGUGACACGGAAACUGUUAUCUGCCGUCAGCUCCUGCCAGAGCCUCACGUCUCUCGAGUUCAGCGGUUUCGGGGAGUUCUCGCGGUCCAGUGCAGUCGCGCUCGCAGCCGCCUUGAAGCGCAACAGAACGCUACGGAGACUGCUUGUGAAAUUCAUGGAGGGUGACGCCGUCGGCAUUAUUCUGGCGUCUAUGAAGCACAACAAGACACUCCAGGAACUGUCGCUCGACUAUCCGAUGGACAUUUCGCGUUCUACAUUGUGGGACGGCCUUCAAGCGCUUCGCGCGAACAGGGUGCUCAAACGCUUCGAGCUUACCCACGCCUACUUUCCAAGCAGCUGCGCGAUGGUCAUAGCUGAAGUUAUGAGGGACAACAAUGCGCUUGAAGAGCUUUCGCUUUCUGGGAACCGGUUCGGCGACCUUGGAGCGCUAGCAUUAGCUAAGACCCUUGAGGAAAGUUCGUCUUUAAGGCGUCUCGACAUCUCCAAGUGCCGAUUAACCGUCGGUGUCGUGUCAAGAUUUGUAGAAGCGGUUUCUCAAAACAGCGCAAUUGAGUGUGUACGCCUCGGCCACGUCGACAUUCCUGAAGAGUGGACACCGACCUUGCCUCUUACAGAGGAUGUGUUCUCUCGCUUGCAGGUUUCGUGGAACUCCCGAGCACUUGAGCGAUGGGCUGCGUGUUUGCGACAUGAAGACCACCGCUCCACUCGACAGUCCCUUUGCUGGACCAAAGCAGCGAACUGCUCACACAUUCUGCAGUCGUUUUCCGCACCGCGUGUCAGUAGUGCGUCUCUCGUGGAACUGGUCAUCGAGUGUCCCCGCUCAGUGGGUGCAGACUGCACCGAAGCUGUCGUCUCUUUCCUGGAGACCACACGUUCCCUCAAGAAACUCAUCGUGCGUCCGUUCCAGUGUGACUACGUCUUUUCAACUGCGGUUAUUGAGGGUCUCGCGCGUAAUAAGACUGUCUGCGAGGCCGAGUUCCACCAGACGCUUCGCGCCCAUCUGGACAUCAAGGCUGUCGAAGCUCUGCUGCUCGCCAACAGAACCUUACACCGUCUCAAAUUCAGGGACGAGUCUCUCCCCAGCAAGGCACCUAUUUUGCUGGCACGUGCUUUGGAGGACAACUUCGUGUUCCUGACGCUGGAAUUUGAUCACCACUACACGCGAAAUGACAUGUACCCUGUAGUGAGCGCAUUGAACAGGAACAGGUCACUUCUAAACAGAGCAGUCGAAUCUGUCCUGGACGCUGCUAGGGAUGAGCAGUCGGCACGAGCCCUUCGCCUUCUCUCGGCCACCGAAUCGCUUCUCGAUGCAGUCACUAACGUUUCGGGCAAGUCGCGCGAGGAGUGCCGGUGUUUGGAACUGCGUCUCUCCUGGAACGAGAUCGGCGAUCCCGGAGCUGCCGCGUUAGCUGACGCCCUGCAGCGCAACGACUGCCUCAAGCUGCUCCACCUCUACAGGUGCCCGCUGACGGCUGAUGCUGUGUCCGGCUUCGUGGUGUGCCUCGCGCAGAACGCCAAGCUAGAAUGCGUGCGUCCCGGGAGCGUUCAAGUUCCUGAGCAGUGGAUACCGCCCGUGCCUCUCACGGCGAACCUGUGCGCGCGACUGCAGGUGGCCUGGAACACGCGUGGUCUUCAAGAGUGGUCCGCAUCUCUACGGCAAGCGGGCAGCAGCUUUCCCGAGCUCCGUGUUGCCUGGACUGACGAAGUCAGCCCGCAUGCCGUAAUCGACUUCUUUUCCGCGGAUUCCGUGAGCUUCGGCUCGCUUACGGAACUUGUAGUCUCCUCCUCGCGUACCAGUGGGACAGAGUGUGCCGACGGGAUCGCGUCCCUCUUAAGGACCACGUCGCAUCUCAAGAAACUUUCCGUGUGCCUCUGGGGUCAAUCCGCGGCAGAGAUCGUGCGUGCUCUCGCCGAGAACGAAACCGUCGGCGAGGCGGAAUUUCGUUUCACGAACGUAGCCCACAAGGUCGCCAAGGAACUUAAGUUUAAAGGGGCGGGCGGAGGAAGGCUGUCGCCAAUAGCCGGCAGACCAAAAUCGGCAGACCAAAAUCGGUGUCGUGUGGGCCUAGUGGGACGAGCCUUAACGGGCUCGCCCGCAACGGGUCUGUUCCGAGGGCGAAUCAAGUUCCGCCAGGCCUUUCGGAUCGACAACCACGUCAGGGUUCUUGAGACACUGCCGAGGGCCAACCGAGCUUCGCACCGUCUCAUAUUCGACGAAGACUGCAUGAACAGCAAGGGACCCCCAAAGCUGGCUGGCGCUUUGGCGGACAAUUUCGUCUCCCUGUCAUUCUAA
Messenger RNA from Dermacentor silvarum, 3213 nucleotides. RefSeq lists its product as uncharacterized. The record is from RefSeq and is a predicted model, not a curated record. The transcript is spliced from 5 exons. The coding region runs from base 262 to 3213 and encodes 983 amino acids. Gene Ontology annotation, molecular function: protein binding. Lineage: Eukaryota; Metazoa; Arthropoda; Arachnida; Ixodida; Ixodidae.